AUGGCUCCGUAUGAAGCACUUUAUGGCCCGAAGUGUAGGUUUUCGAUUUGUUGGGAUGAAGUAGGUGAAAGAAAGAUUUUAGACCCAAUUGUGGUGCUUUGGAUUGAAGAGGCACGAGAAAAGGUGAAGUUAAUAUGCCAAAGGAUUCAGAUAGCUCAGAGCCGUCAAAAGAGUUAUGCAGACAAUCGAAGAAAAGAUUUAGAAUUUUGGAUUGGAGAUCAAGUUUUCCUUAAGAUCACACCUCUAAAGGCAAGUUUGAUGGCGGGAAAAGAAAAGAAGUUGCAAUCUAGAUUUGUCGGACCUUAUAAGAUUCUUCAACGUGUGGGAAACGUGGCUUAUAAGUUGGAACUGCCACCAAGUUUAUCUCGGAUUCAUAAUAUUUUCCACGUAUCUAUACUCAAGAAAUAUCAUCCAGAUCCGUCUCAUGUACUACAACCGGAAAAUAUUGAGAUUGAUGAAGCACUGACUUAUGAGGAGAGACCAGUGAAGCUUCUGGAUCGUAAGGUGAAGGAACUAAGGAAUAAGCGAAUUCCUUUGGUAAAAGUGCUUUGGAAGAACCACGGAGUAGAGGAAGUAACUUGGGAAGUAGAGGAGGAAAUUCAGAAGAAAUAUCUAGACCUAUUUCCAGAUCAAGGUAUGAAUUUUGUGGACGAAAUUCUUUUAAGGAGGUGA
Molecule: messenger RNA, 672 nt
Organism: Coffea eugenioides
Lineage: Eukaryota; Viridiplantae; Streptophyta; Magnoliopsida; Gentianales; Rubiaceae
Exons: 1
Coding region: 1-672 (223 amino acids)
Source: RefSeq, a predicted model, not a curated record